Messenger RNA from Caenorhabditis angaria, 857 nucleotides. Lineage: Eukaryota; Metazoa; Nematoda; Chromadorea; Rhabditida; Rhabditidae. The record is from the annotation of a GenBank genome assembly.
AUGUUGAUUUUUCGAAUUAUUUUGGGUUGUUUCUCAUUAAUUGGUCUUGGACUAACUUUGAGUUCAGUCUUCACAACUUCCUGGCUUAAUGAAGAUUAUCCAAUGUAUCCAAAUCAACCGAAUUCUACAUUUUUCCAUAAUCAUUAUGGAAUUGUGUUUUUAUGCAUAUCUUUCAUAGUGAGUAAUUUUGAAAAUCUGGCUAAUAUUUUCAAAUUUACAGCCAUAAUUCACUUGAAAUUCGAACAUAUGAUUAGAUCCAAAAUUUUCAAAUUGUUUCAGCAAAACUCAAAAUGUUUGAGCACUGCAUUUCAGCUGACAAUUUUGGGACUGUUUUUCUAAAAAAAAGUCUAGUUAAAAAGAAAAAGUGGCUCUAACAAUUCAGAAAACGUAAAAAAACAUUCUCAAAUGUUAAUAAUCAGAAAAAAAUUUUCUAACACAAAAACAACUAUUUCAGCAAUGUCCAGGCUGGGCGAUUUUUGCCUCACUUCUCAUGAAUAUUGCAUUUAUCAUAAGUUUCGUCCCAUUUUUUAUGCUGAUUCGUCUAUUUUUCUACUCCCGCAAAUGCCAAAAAUUGGGAAUAGCUGAACCGGCUCAAAGUUUCUUUACUUAUAUGUCAAUAAACAUGCUGGUUUUAGCGAUUUGCGAAAUUUCAGCAUUCAUUUUGACAAUUGCAGAUGCUCCAAGUUAUGUUUUAGGACCUCGAGACACUUUUUCGGUUAGUUAAAACGGUUUUGUACAGAAAAAACUGGAAUUUUCAGACUGGAUAUUCGUGUUAUUUGGCUCUGGGAGCUGGAAUUUGUUGGAUUCUUGGUUUUGGAAUCUCAGUCUAUCUACGAACUGCCGAAAAAAUUUUGUAA